This is a messenger RNA of Polypterus senegalus (gray bichir), 3666 nucleotides long. Its product is annotated as aminopeptidase N-like. Gene Ontology annotation, cellular component: cytoplasm. Lineage: Eukaryota; Metazoa; Chordata; Cladistia; Polypteriformes; Polypteridae. The coding region runs from base 20 to 2938 and encodes 972 amino acids. Gene Ontology annotation, biological process: peptide catabolic process; proteolysis. The record is from RefSeq and is a predicted model, not a curated record. The transcript has 20 exons. Gene Ontology annotation, molecular function: zinc ion binding; metalloaminopeptidase activity; peptide binding.
CUCCUGCAGGGACUUCAGGAUGAAGCAAGGUUUUUACAUUAGCAAGGCUUUGACAGUCGCAUGUGUCUUCUUGGCAGUCAUUGGUAUAGUUAUCAUAAUCUCAUUGGUAGUUGUCUACUCCGAGGAGAGAGCGAAGAAUGAGGACAAUACUGUCACCCCUAUUCAGAGCAGCAGACCCAGCACAUCCACUACCUUGUGGACUACAACUUCCACUGCCAUGAGCACCUCUCAACCAAAAAAACCAUGGAAUUACAUCAGACUCCCCAAGACUUUGAUUCCGGAAUUUUACAAUGUGACACUUUGGCCAAGGCUUACCCAGCCCAUCAAUGGCAUGUACAUCUUCACUGGAAAUUCUACUGUCAAGUUCACUUGUAAAGAAACAACCAACGUGAUCCUGAUUCAUUGCAACAUGUUGAAUUUGACUGUGUUUAAUGGCCACCGUGCAGUCCUCACCGCUGGAGAUGGAGCAAACCCUCCAGCCAUCAUAAACAGCUGGUGGGAGAAAGAUACUCAGUAUCUGGUGCUGCAGCUACAGGGAGAACUGCAAGCUGGGAAGUCCUACAGCCUCUUCACAGAGUUUACUGGGGAGCUGGCGGAUGACCUGACCGGCUUCUACCGCAGUGAAUACACGGAAGAUGGAGAAAAGAGAAUUAUUGCAACCACCCAGAUGCAACCUACAGAUGCAAGGAAAGCGUUUCCCUGUUUUGAUGAACCAGCCUUGAAAGCCCGGUUCUCAUUCACAGUCAUCCAUGAGCCUCAGUUCCUUGCCUUGUCUAACAGUCCUUUGGCAGAAACAAAGCAGCUCAUCAUAGAAGGCAUUACAUGGAACGUCAGUAAAUUUGAAGAAACAGAAAUCAUGUCCACCUACCUCACGGCAUUCAUAGUCUGUGACUUUGCUAACGUAGAAGUUGUGGAGGAGAAUAUUUUGGUUCGCAUUUGGGCUCGCAAGGAAGCAAUUUAUAAAGGACAUGGAAACUACUCUUUAAAGGCUGCAGCAUCAAUCCUGAACUACCUCGAAACUUACUAUAACAUCUCAUACCCACUACCAAAGUCAGACCAGAUUGCUGUCCCAGAUUUCAAUUUUUUUGCCAUGGAAAACUGGGGCUUGCUUGUUUAUCAUGAGAAUGGCCUUCUGCUUGAUCCAAAUGAUUCCUCGACUCAGAACAAGGAGGCAAUUGUGCUCAUUCUUGGUCACGAAUUGGCUCAUCAGUGGUUUGGCAAUCUGGUUACUUUGAAAUGGUGGAAUGACCUGUGGCUCAAUGAAGGCUUUGCAUCCUAUGUGAAGUAUCUUGGAGCUGACUUUGUUGAACCAUCCUGGAGCAUUAAAGACCUGUUUGUUGUCUAUGAGGUCCAUUAUGUCUUUGGAGUUGAUGCCCUUCCAUAUUCUCGUCCACUAAGUGCCAAAGAAGAAGAGAUCAACACGCUUGAAGACAUUAAUGGGGUUUUUGAUGCCAUCACCUACAGUAAGGGAGCUGCGGUGCUGAGAAUGCUCUCCAGUUUUUUAACAGAAGACCUCUUCAGGAAAGGACUCAGCUCUUACUUGAAGGCCUUCCAAUUUAGAAAUACUGUCUACCUGGACCUUUGGAAUCAUCUGCAACAGGCAGUAAACGAACAGCAGAACAUCCAGCUCCCCACAUCAAUUAGCGACAUCAUGAACCACUGGACAAGGCAGAUGGGCUUUCCCCUGGUUACAUUCAACACAACAAGUGGGGAAAUCUCCCAGAAACAUUUUCUCCUGGAUCCAAAGGCCAUUGUCAAAAGGACAUCUGAAUAUAACUACACGUGGCAUAUUCCAAUUAGCUGGAUGAAGAGUGGCAAUCUGCAGCCUCUAGGAUGGCUCCUAAAUAAGUCAGAAACAAAGCUUGAACUUAAGGUGACUGGAGCCGAGUGGGUGCUGGCAAACAUCAACGUCACUGGAUACUACAGAGUUAACUAUGACAUGCAGAACUGGGAGAGACUUCUUUCACAGUUACAAAGGGACCAUUCAAUCAUUCCCAUAAUUAAUAGAGCUCAGAUCAUCAGCGAUGCCUUCAGUCUUGCACAGGCAGACUAUAUCCCAAUCAUGCUGGCCCUCAACACCACCAGGUAUCUCUCUAAAGACACCGAAUACAUACCAUGGACUUCAGCCCUGGAAAAUCUGAAGCAUUACUUUCUUAUGUUUGAUCGCUCAGAGGUUUAUGGACCAAUACAGGCUUACCUCCGGAAGCAAGUUCACCAGUUGUAUGAGCAUUUUGAAAACAUCACAGAAAACUUCAAGGAAAUCCCAUCUGCUCUCACAGCUCAAUACAGCCAGAGGGUUGCUGUGUGGAUUGCCUGUGAGCAUGGACUGAAGAAGUGCCGCGACUUGGCUUCUAGACUGUACAAACGAUGGAUGGAUAAACCCUCCGCCAACCCCAUUCAUCCAAACCUGAGGUCGCUCAUCUACUGCAGUGCGAUUGCUUCAGGAGGAGUGGAGGAGUGGGAUUUUGGAUGGAAAAUGUUCAGGAAUACAACAUUCACUGCUGAAUCUGACAGGCUGAGAUAUGCCCUUUCUUGUGCAAAGGAGCCUUGGCUAUUGAAUAGAUAUUUAGAAUAUUCCUUGAAUCAAGAAUACAUUCGAAAGCAAGAUUCCAUAUCUACCAUAAGUUACAUUGCAAGAAACGUGGUGGGACAGUCUUUGGUUUGGGACUUCAUUCAAUCCCGUUGGGAAACUCUGUUCAAUAAGUUUGGCUCCAGCUUUUUCCUGUUUUCACACAUCAUAGAUAAUGUAUCUGAGAGAUUUGCAUCGGAAUCAGAGCUCAGACAGCUUGAGCAGUUCAGGAAGGACAAUGAACACAUUGGCUUUGGUAUGGCAGCACCGACUAUUUCCCUGGCUUUGGAGAGAACCAGAUCAAAUAUCAAGUGGGUGAACAAAAACAAGCAGGAGGUGCUAAAGUGGUUCCAGCGGGCCUCAGAGUAGCACAGAAAUGUCAUGGCCAUUAUCUUGGAUGGGUCACAUCUGACAUUGACAUGCUGAGCAGGAAGACAUUGAAGGCCUUGAGGCAGUGGCAUAACUAGAACUUGAUGGGCCCAAUUUCUAAAAAAUAAAUUAGUAACCCCCCCAUGUUAAAAUAUGUUUGAAAAUGACCACCGUCAAAGAGAUAUGUCAAGCAUAAAAGCUAUAUAAAAUCAUAAUUAACCUUUAUGGAGUUGUGGAAAUGCUGUCAUCAUUAAUCUUUUCUUUCCAGUGUUAACUAGGCAAAUGUGUUAAUAAUAAGACUUUUAAAACAACAACCAUGCGGUCAAUAUGGGUCCCCUGGUCCCAUGGACCCUGGUUCAAAUGCAGGCUACACUACCUAGUGUUAUCCCACUGCCCUGAGGUCUUGAGAGCCUCUCUGUUUUAUGCUAUGUCUUGUCUUUAUAGCAGCACAUUAAUGUCACCUGGUUUGGCAGAUGUGUGCUGUGUAGGGUGUCAUAUAAAAUAAAAAUAGAGGAUUAAAACCUAGAGAAAGUGGCAUGAUUUACUUUGAGACACCAAUUUGAAAUUAGGAGUUCAUCUGGAGUUCCAUUCAGCCAACAGUAAACAAAUGCCUUUAAGAAAUUGGAAGCAAUAAAAAUUCACAGCAGUGGACAUUUUCAAAUUUUAUUACUUUAUGUAUAGGAUCAUUAUUGUACAGUGAAAUUAUGUUAGAAUAUUGAACCUUAAAG